Molecule: messenger RNA, 1254 nt
Organism: Aplysia californica (California sea hare)
Lineage: Eukaryota; Metazoa; Mollusca; Gastropoda; Aplysiida; Aplysiidae
Biological process (GO): signal transduction
Molecular function (GO): protein binding
Source: RefSeq, a predicted model, not a curated record
UUCAAAAAAAAUAAUGCGAAUGACUACAAUGCUAUAGAAACCAAAGUGCGUACACUCACGUCAUAAUGCUAAAAUAAUGAGUAUUAUUAUUGUCAUCACCAUCAUCAUCAUCAUCCUCACCAUCAUCAUUAUCAUCAUCACCAUGCCGCGUCAAUUCACAUUCAAAUACCUGGCCACAGACAAGCGAGGACAAGUCGAGUCCCCUGCGCCGUCCGUGAGAACACCAAGAGUGACCUCCCCUAUCGUGAAGCACCGGCAAGGGGCACACCCCCACCACCCACCUCCAGGCUCCACGGAACAACAAAGCGCAGCCGCGGCCACAUCUUCUAAGCAGAACCAAGGACGCGGGGCGAAGAACAACAACAAUUUAGAGUCCACUUCCAAGAAAUCUGGAGGCGGGCUGCUUCUGAAACCUGGGGCAGCAACUCGACCAACAUCAGGAGCUGGGAAGGAGCAGCGUCCCCAAUCAGUGGACCCGCAGGCCGAACAGAACAGAAGUGUGUCCGUGAAUGACGUCACGAUCCGUGCUGUCACGCCGUCUGUUGGGAAGAGCCCGAGGACUUUAGCUGAAAAAGACGCCAGUGAUUGGGCAGGACGGCCUCCAAGCGCCGCCCCUUCGACGCAGAGCUCAGCCAGUCCGCGUGAAGAGGGCGGGGUUUUGGCAUGGCUGGCGGACGGAGUGGGCGGGGACUGGAUGAAGAUGGGCGUCCUUUUGGGUGUUCCGUAUCCGUCUCUGAAAGUUCUGGGGCAGGACCCCUCACUAAAGGACAAACACAGGGCCAAAAAGAUGCUGCACCACUGGCGCUCCACCCGCAACAGUCGGCCGGACCACGGGGUACCUGAGCUGCUGAUGACGCUGCAACAGCUGUCCCGGAUAGACCUGGUCAGGGGGCUCAAGGACAAGCUCAGACCUUGGAUUGUGGAGCACUUAGAGAAAAGAGGUCAUCUGAAAGGGACGGUGAACAAACAUCAGAUGGACACCGUAGAACACCUGGAGCCAAUGAGUCCUCCAUUCUUGCUUGCCCUGGUCCGAAGACUCGGUUUUAACCUUGACCUCAUCCUUGCACUUGGCCUCUCCAGGCCAGAGGUCACACACAUCAUGAAUGACCCUCUCAGGAAACAUAGGGAGGACAAAAUGCUAGGGGUUGAGGUCUCAGGGCUCUGCUGAUGAUCCCUUUGCUCACGCCAUCCGUGAAAUUCUUCAACAGUACGACGCAAGAAGGAAGAAGACAAGUCCAUAAGAAAAAGGCCCAG